AUGAGCUUCCCGAACCCAUUGGCACUGCCGCUCCCUGUCCAUGUCCAACCUGCUGUGCCGCCGACUGCAGCCGAACAAAACCACCCUGCUUUACCCGACACCACCGAAAAUGAACAUGGAUCUUACCUUGCGGAUCCGGAAACGGUGCCCCUCCACCCUGCGCCAGUUUUCACUCCCACGCAAGCCCUAGGAGAUCAAGUAGCUUGUCUGGUCCCGAACUGUGAGGUGCUCUCUGACGGGCUUGAGAAUUGGUGGCUGCACACACAUCAUGCGCAUCGUAACGAGCUUCAGAAAAUCCACUGCUUCCGGUGCCAUCAAAAGUUCAGCCAAGUGGGCAGCCUCCGUCAGCACUUGCAGCAGCACCUCCCGUGGCGGGCCUGCCUCAUCUGUAACCGUGAUUUUCUGUCGCCGGCUCGACUUGACGCACACCUGAACGCGCAUCGAAACAACGGCGAGCUCAACACAUUUACACACGGCUGCUUCAAUGUAAACUGCGGCCUCUUGUUCAAAACCAGGCAGGAGCGCGUUGCACACAUGGACAAACGGCACCCCAGAAAAAGCGCACCAAUAUCCCAAAAAACACAGGCAAACCGAGCUGCUGGCAGUAGUCAAAGCGGACCCCACAAAUGCAAGCACCCAAACUGCUCUUCGAGCCACACCAGCAACAGCCAACUGUCCCGCCACCUUGACACCCACAAGCAAGGGGGCCGCUUUCAUUGCCCGUCAUGCGCCAAGGUCUUCAAGCGCGUUGAGGCGCUCGCGCGUCACUUCAAGAAAGCGCAUCAGAGACGCUGCCCCGCCAAUCGACCCAAC
This is a messenger RNA of Mesorhabditis spiculigera, 813 nucleotides long. The record is from the annotation of a GenBank genome assembly. Lineage: Eukaryota; Metazoa; Nematoda; Chromadorea; Rhabditida; Rhabditidae.